Molecule: messenger RNA, 7736 nt
Organism: Monodelphis domestica (gray short-tailed opossum)
Lineage: Eukaryota; Metazoa; Chordata; Mammalia; Didelphimorphia; Didelphidae
Gene: RGS3
Product: regulator of G protein signaling 3
Cellular component (GO): plasma membrane; nucleus
Molecular function (GO): protein binding
Source: RefSeq, a predicted model, not a curated record
GUAUAGUUGCCCCUUGAUGAAGUUUGCUUUUUACUCUAGCUGAAGCCCUAUUUUAAAAAAACCCUUACCUCCAUCUUAAAAUUAAUACUAAGUAUGAGUUCCAAGAUAGAAGAAUGGUAAGGGCUGGGCAAGGGGCAUUAAGUGAUUUGCCCAGGGUCACACACAGGUAGGAAGUAUCUGAGGCUAGAUUUGAACACAGGACCUCCUGUCUCCAGGCCUGGCUGUCUAUCCAUUGAGUUACCUUGCUGCCCACCUGAAGACUUAUUGCUACAAAGCAUACCUGAGAGUGUUUCCUCUGAGGAGAAUUUGCGUCUCAUGUGUGUUUUAAGCACUUAAAUUUCAUUGUAAGAGCCAGAGAAAUGACAUUCCCUAGCCUAUGCUCCUUCUCUGUUAUUCUAUCUUAUACCCAUACUAGCUGUUGCCUCAUCAGGUGGGGGUCCAGCCCCGCCUAGAAAAAUGAUAUAUUGAUCUCUGCCCAAGUGGGCCAAUCAAAAUUCCCAUGGCCCUCCUCUUCUAAUGGUCCGUGGGAUAGACUGAGAUCUGGGCAUCAUGAGUGAAUGAAUGAAAACACAUUUAUAGAGCAUUUGCCAAGCACCAGGGACACAAAAAGAGAAAGGGAGAUGGCAGCCACAGGGUUUAGGAAGGUCAUCGGAUUGAUUGCUAAACUGGAGAUUGACCAGAAGAGGACAACCAGGAUGAUAAGGACCUUCAGUCUGAAUCAAGGAAGAUUGGUUCAAGGAACUUAGCCUGGGCAGGAGAAGAUGGGGGGGGGGGGACAUGAUUGCCAUCUUUAAGUAUUUGAAGGACUGGGAUGUGGAAGAAGAGGAAUUAGGCUUGUCCUUUUUGGCCAGUUGGCAGAAACAGGAGCAGAAACUGUGAAGAUAAUUAUAUCUAUGCAGAAGUGGAAUAUCCUCAGUCUUGUUAAAGAAGAUUUCUUGGAUCUUGACUUAAAAGUCUGGAAGACCCUGAAUUCAAAUCCUGCUACAGAUAUGGUCCUUAUGUGCCUCAGUUUUCUUUUCUAUAAAAUGGAGAUAAUAAUAGUAUCUACUUCACAGGGUUGUUGUGAGAAGUAAAUGACCUAAUGAAUAAAGUGCUGUGCAAAUCUUAAAGCACUAUAUAGACAUUGCAUAAUUAUUAUUAAUUUCCAUGUUAUUUAGGUACUUUCCUACAGAAUGUAGUGGGAGGAGCAGUGGACUAGAAAUAAUGACUUUAGAUGGAUAGUAUAUGUACUUUAUAGACACUAACUAUAAAAUAAUUUUUUUUAAACCUUUACCUUCCAUCUUGGAAUCAAUAGUGUACAUUGGUUCUAAGGUAGAAGAGUGGUAAGGGCUAGGCAAAGGGGGUCAAGUGACUUGCCGGGUCAUUCAGCUGGGAAGUGUCUGAGGCCAGAUUUGAAUCCAGGACCUCCGCUUGGCUGUCAAUCCAUUGAGCUACCCAACUGCACCCAAAAUAAUUCUUAUAGACAAGGAAACAGAGCUCUUGGAUUCUAGCUUCUUUUCUACUUAACUAGUUGUAUGAACAUGGGAAUAUCAUCUCUCUGAUCUUGUUUCCUCUUUAAAUGGGGAUAGCAAUACAUGAAGCAUCUGGUAGUAGGUAGCUAGAUCAGUUGAUUCCUGGAUAUCCCUUCUAGAAAAUAGGAUUUGUUGUUCAAUUGCUUCAUUUAUGUCCAACUCUUUGUGCCCCCAUUUGGGGUUUUCUUGGCAAAGAUAUGGGAAUGGUUUGCCAUUUCCUUCUCCAACUCAUCUAACAGAUGAAAAAACAGGCAAAUAGGGUUAAGUGACUUGCCUAAGCUCACACAGGUAGGAAGUGUCUGAGGCCAGAUUUGAACUGAGGAAGAGGAGCCCUCUGGACUAGCACUCUCUCCACCAUACCACCUUGCUACCCAAAUAUAUACAUUUAGCGCCAAGAUGUAAUGAAAUUCCCUAAUUUCUGCUGCUUUCCUUUUGGAAGAAAGGCUGGGGAUCUCUGGCUUUUAUUCUGUCCAUUGCCAUGUUGGGCUUAUUUGGUUUUGAAAACAGACUGCCUCUAGAGAUGGUGGAUUUCCCCCUUCUUGUUGGUCUUCAAAUAGAGGCUGUAUGGUUGCUAGUCAGGGACUUUCUAGUAGGGAUGCUGAUGGGGUAUGUUUUGGGCUAGAUGGUCACAGAGAGCCCUCCCAACUCUAUAGAGUUCUGUAAUUUCUGAGUCUCAGUUGUCCUGCUGCCCAGGGCUUUUCAUGAGAGGAACUUCUUGGACUUGUCUCAAAGGAGAGGCAUUUGCCAGUGACAUCCAGGGAACAGGAUGCCCAGAUGGGGUCCUCAGAAGACAAGCCUUUGAAUUUUUUUUUUUAGCAGUCUAAUAAUUUGAAGUUUGAUGGUCAGAUAUUACUCCCUGGAGUUAAGGUAAGCUUGACAGUUUAUUCACUAAAGGCCAUAUCCUUCUCAGCUUAGUUUCUUCACUCCCAGGAAUUGAGGAAAUUCCUUUAGUUCUGAGUCUUUGAUGUCAGCUCCUUAGCAUACCUGCUAAAGGAUGCUCUGGGGACCUAAAAACCCCUCCCCUAUUCUAAAGGGAGCUACUCUAUGCUGUCUUUUUUUUACAAGAAUUUGUCAAAAUGGGAACUUGGUGAGGGUAAAAGAGGGUCACUGUGCAUUGUGAGAGUUCCUUAAACUCAGACUUGAUCACUGUUUCAUAAACCCAACUUUUAUUUUAUUUAUUUAUUUAUUUAAAAAAAUCCCUUACCUUCCAUCUUGGAGUCAAUAAUGUGUAUUGGUUCUAAGGCAGAAGAAUGGUAAGAGCUAGGUAAUGAGGAGUAAGUGACUUGCCCAGGGUCACACAGCUGGGAAGUGUCUGAGGUAAAUUUGAAUUCAGUACUCCCAUCUCUGGGCCUAGCUCUCAAUCCAAUGGGCCACCCAGUUGUCCCCCUUCCACCCAACUUUUAGAAAAGUUUAGCCUUUUCUUUCUUUACCUUUCCUUCGUGUCAGGAACAAUUCGACGUCUAAGCUUCAGAAAACAUCGUAACCAUUCCGCAGAGGGGUGUAGCUUCCUUAGUACACGCUUGGCUUAAAUAGGGAGGAAGGAAGGAACGUCUUGAGGAAAGGUUCCCAGCCAUCUCGUUGGGACCACUUUUUAAAAUUGACGUGCCCAGCCCCCUAGACGCAGGAAGGGUUGCCUGGCGGCGGUGCGGGGAGGGGAGAGCCGGCUGUAAAGCUGUGCCAGCCCCUGGGGUGGGGCCUCUUCCCAGGUGCUCGGGUCUGAACAGGUGCCUUGUGGGGAGGGAGCUCGGCUCCUCCUCCUCCUGGGGCUGGAGGGGAACUUGUUUGCUCAGUCAGGUAGAAAUCAUCACUAUUCAAACAACGUCAUGGCCAAUCACAUUCUGGGCCUCUUGUACCCCAUUCAAAUGAAUGGCGGCUCCAGCGGCCCUGCCUUCCCCCAGAAACGCGGCUGUGUGUAUGCUGGGCCGGGCGGGGUGGAGUGCUUUAACGGCUGCUUAGGUUACUGGAGAGCAACACAAGAGGACUCCAGUUACAGACUCCUCAGGAGGAGGAACCACCAUGGAGCAAGACGCCAUCCCCCCGGGCUCCCUCGGGAGUAGAGAUGCCCCCUGGGACUCCUCUUUCUACCUCGUAACCUUUGGUCAGUUGAAACUGUCAAUAGACAAGGAAGGCCGAGUUUUGCUCCUUCAUAUUAUGGAAGCCCGUGAUCUCAUGAACAAAGACUCUCAACCUUGUGAUGCUUAUGUGAAGGUGUCGGUGGUACCGGAUAAUGAUCGAAAACGGAGGCAAAAAACUCAGACCGUCCCAGACUGUAAAAAUCCAGCUUUCCAUGAACGAUUUUUUUUUCCCAUCCAAGAGGCAGAUGAGCAGAAGCGCCUUCUGGUUGCUGUGUGGAACAGAAAGAGAGACCAAAGACAGAGUGAACUCAUCGGCUGCAUGAGCUUUGGGGUGAAGUCUCUUCUGGUCCCUGACAAGGAGGUCAGUGGCUGGUAUUAUCUUCUGGGACAGAAGCUGGGCCGCGCAAAACAUCUUAAAGUGGCAACUCGACGGUUGAAGCAGAGGAGAGAUCUAUUCCUGAAAACGCCUAUGCUGGUACUGAGACAGGAGGACACAGAAAACAUGCAGCUCAAGAUCACCAUCCCAAGGGGAAGGGACGGCUUUGGCUUCACCAUUUGCUGCGACUCUCCCGUCCGAGUUCAAGCUGUAGAUUCUGGGGGCCCCGCAGACCGGGCAGGGUUGCAGCAGCUGGACACGGUGCUGCAGCUGAAUGAGCAGCCUGUGGAACACUGGAAAUGUGUGGAGCUGGCUCAUGAGAUCAGGAACUGCCCUGGUGAGAUCAUCUUGCUCGUGUGGCGCAUUAUCCCUCAGAUCAAACCAGGGCCUGAUGGUGGCGUCCUACGCAGGGCCUCCUGCAAGUCAACUCAUGACCUGCAGUCACCCCCAAAUAAACGGGAGAAGAACAGCAUCUUGGGUGCCCGCCCUGAGCAGCGCCAUAGCUGCCACCUGGUGUGUGACAGCUCGGAUGGGCUCCUUGUGGGCGGCUGGGAGCGCUAUAGUGAGUUGGGGAAACAGACCCAGCACACUUUGCCACCACUGACUCGGGCUUCAGCCUCCACCGAUCCCAACUACAUCAUAUUGGCCCCCUUGAACCCAGGGAGCCAGCUUCUGAGGCCCUUGUAUCAAGAGGAGAGCAUCCCAGAGGAUAUAGGAAACACUAGCAAAGGGAAAUCCCACACGGGCCUGGGGAAGAAAUCUCGACUGAUGAAGACAGUGCAGACCAUGAAAGGCUAUGGUAACUACCAGAAUUGUACCAUCAUGAAGCCCCACACCCCCCACUCCAGCUACGGCACCUAUGUGACAUUGGCUCCCAAAGUCUUGGUGUUUCCUGUUUACGUACAGCCCUUAGAUCUCUGUAACACAGCUCGGACUCUGUUGCUGGCUGAGGAGCUUCUGCUUUAUGAGGGGAGAAACAAAACUGCCAAGGUGACCUUGUUUGUGUACUCUGACCUGCUGCUCCUCACCAAGGAGGAUGAGCCUGGGCGAUGCAAUGUCCUGAGGAACCCGCUCUACCUCCAGAGUGUAAAACUGCAGGAAGGUUUGCCAGAAGACUUGAAAUUCUGUAUUCUCUAUUUGGCGGAGAAGGCGGAGUGCUUAUUAACUUUGGAAGCAUACUCACAAGAACAGAAGAAGAGGGUGUGUUGGUGCCUGUCCGAGAACAUCUCCAAGCAGCCACAGCAGGCGGCAGCUGCAUCAGAGAGCAAGAUGCUUGAGACAGACGUGGAUGAAAGAAGAAAGAUGCCUUCUGAGGAGGAAGUACCCCCUUCUACUGAGGGGGGUGCUGGUGGGGCACCUGAGGAACCAGGGCCUCUUGAGAGUAAUCCUUCCCAAAAGGAGAUAUUUUCAGGGGAGGCCACAAGCCUGGAAAUGCCCCUGCCUGCUGAGGGGGUUGCCAAUGAGGCAUCUGAAGAACAAAGUCCUCCUGAGAACCACCCGUCCCAAGGGGAGGCACUUGCAGGAGAGGCCACGAACCUUGAGAUGCCCCUGCCUGCUGAAGGGGUAACCAAUGGGGCACCUGAAGAACUUGGGCCUCCUGCCAGUGACUGUCCUCAAGUGGAAGUGCCCACAGAAGAGGGUCCAGGCUCUAGGGCCUCUGCCUUAACUGACAAGCAGCCUUUUGUGAUCCCCGAGGUCCGCCUGGAUCCCACCUUCAGCCAGAGCUUAGGGGCUGAAGGGAUAGAGCAGGAUGGUAUCCUCGAUGAAGAUGCUGAAGAGGAAGAAGAAGUAGAAGGUGAGGAGGGAUAUGAGGAAGAGGAUGAUGAAAGUGACGACAGCUACCUGGAACACAAUGAGGCAAAGCGGUGCAGCAUGAUUGAGACAUCAGCUACGGAAGGGACGUUCAUGCUGACGGUGCAGAGUUCCCUGCGGCGUCGCACCCACAGUGAGGGAAGCCUCCUGCAGGAGACCAAGAGCCACUGCUUCACCUCAGAUACCACCCUUAAUUGCUCUGAUGGCGAGGGCAAGAAGAGUGGCUGGGCCCUGGCCUCCCCCGGGACUGUGAAGAAAGACUUGGGCCGGAAUGGGGGCUCCAUGCACCAUCUCUCUCUCUUCUUUACCGGACAUAGAAAGCUGAGCGGGGCUGAGGCAAGCUGUGACGAGGGUGCUGAGGCCUCUCAGAAGAGGAGCAAAAAACUGGCCAAAGAUAUGAAGAACAGACUGGGGAUUUUCCGGAGAAGAAAUGACUCUCCCGGGGGCAACGGGGCUGGCAAGACGGACAAAGGGAUGAAAUCCCUGAAGCCCACCUCUGAGGAGGCACUCAAAUGGGGGGAGUCUCUGGAGAAACUACUGUUGCACAAAUACGGACUCGCAGUGUUCCGUGCCUUCCUCCGGACAGAGUUCAGCGAAGAGAAUCUGGAAUUUUGGCUGGCAUGUGAGGACUUCAAGAAAGUCAAGUCCCAAUCUAAGAUGGCAUCCAAGGCGAAGAAGAUCUUUGCAGAGUAUAUUGCCAUCCAGGCGUGUAAAGAGGUGAACCUGGACUCCUACACACGGGAGCACACCAAGGAAAACCUGCAGAAUGUCACCAGGGCCUGCUUUGACCUGGCCCAGAAGCGCAUCUACGGGCUCAUGGAGAAGGACUCCUAUCCGCGAUUCCUCCGAUCAGAGCUCUACUUAGACCUCAUUAACCAGAAGAAGCCGAGCUCUCCGUUGUAGGGGGCUUCCCCCUCCCCUCCCCUGGGGCAGCCCGGGGAGAGACGAAUGUUUACACUCAGCUGGCCCAGCAGGGGACCUGCCCUCUCCCUCCCCACCCUCCUGAGGUUGGCCGAGAGAAUGGGCCAUUCUGUUGCCUGGGACUCCUCCAAGCCAUAUCUCUGUUGGACUGGCUCGUGGACAUACGACAAGCCUGAGGCCUGGCCUCUGAGAGUCCCUGGGGACUUGUGAAGCCAGUGGGCUGGCGCCAUGUGCAUUGGCACCCCGCCCCACCCCAGUGCCGCUCUCCGGUACGACGAUGCUGCCCCCGGGAUUGGGCCUGUGAGUGUGGCACGUGUGAAGGGCUUUGGUACAGGCUGAGAGGUUCUUCUUGUCCAGGCAGGUGUGAAGCUGGGGGGACAGGGGACCAACCAGUACAGGAACCUUACCUCUACUUUCUGAGCUCCACCAGGCGUGGGCGAGCCCCUGGAAGAACCGGGGAGCACAAAGGGGAGGGGUGUGCCCCAGCAGGUGCUCAGGUGACAUCCUGUAGGUUUUGGCCUCCAGGGGCCAUCUCUUGGGGCCCUGGUGCUCAGUGCCCUGAUAUCCCCCCACCUUGGGCCCUGGCCUCAGGAUUUUAUUUAUUUCAACACUGUAGCCGAAUGCUUGAUGCAUUGUUCUGUAAUAGGAAAUCCUUGCCUCUUUAUUUUCUUAAUUUACAAGUGCAAUAUUUUAAAUAAGUUUCGUGGGAAGCUACAGAGCAGAAUGACCGUUCUAUUUUAAGAAGGUGUACACACUUUUAUAAGUUGGGGAGGGAGGGAGGGUUGGUUUUAGCCCAGGGACCCCGGCAGCAGGCAGCUGGGGUCCCUGGAUGUACAUAUCGUUUGUUUGUUGAAAAUCUCAAGUUCAGUGAUAUGAACAAAGAGCCGUGCAAGCCUGACUCUCGGGCCAGAGGGACAGUAACUCCGAAAGGGGCCACCGGGCUCUGGACAGCACAUUCGGUCCCUUCGAGCUAGUUCUGUGGCUCCCAAGCCAUCCGCGCAGCCAGGUGAUGGAAUGAAUAAAAGGUCUGUGUGACUUCUA